Purpureocillium takamizusanense is the source of this 2643-nucleotide messenger RNA. RefSeq lists its product as uncharacterized. Lineage: Eukaryota; Fungi; Ascomycota; Sordariomycetes; Hypocreales; Ophiocordycipitaceae. The record is from RefSeq and is a predicted model, not a curated record. Bases 76 to 2049 code for a protein of 657 amino acids. Gene Ontology annotation, cellular component: U4/U6 x U5 tri-snRNP complex. Gene Ontology annotation, biological process: maturation of 5S rRNA; mRNA cis splicing, via spliceosome. The transcript has 3 exons.
CUCGAAUUCUUUCCACGCCCCGUGCUCGACGCGACCAUCUCUUUCCCACGACGUGACGCAAGGACAGCCGAAGCCAUGGACGCCGCGACUAUCGAGGAGACGAACCGCAUCCGCGUGUCGCUGGGCAUGAAGCCGCUGCCAGUGCCCGGCGCCGACACUACGCAACAUGACAGCAGCGACGCCUCCGACAGCGACGGCGAGCCCCCGGCGAGCACGCUGGAGACCCGGCAGGCCCAGGCGUACGACAACUACGCCAGCCACAUGGAAGCUGAGGCUCUGAAAAAGAAACGGGAGGAGCGCGCGGCUGCCAUUCGCAAGGCCCGCGAGAAGGCCCAGCGCUUUGCCGCCCUCGAAGGCCACGGGCUAGGCGAAGCUGAGCAGGGCAGUGAGCUCGACGCCAAAUCAUGGCUCAUGGGCCAGAAGAAGCGCCAAAAGAAAAUCGCAAAGGCUCGGCAGCUCGAGGAGGAGUUGGCGGCCGCGGAAGCUGCCGCCGCCGCCGCUGUCCAGUACACCUCCAAGGAUCUUGCCGGUAUCAAGGUCGCUCACGACUCCUCGGCCUUCCUCGAAGGAAACGACCAGGUCCUCACCCUCAAGGAUACUACGAUAGACGAGAAUGAGGAAGAGGGUGAUGAGCUAGAAAACGUGGAUCUCCGGGACCAGGAAAAACUAUCAGCUCGGUUGGACCUCAAGAAGCAGCGCCACGGCUACAAUCCUAAUGACGACGACGAUGAGGAAAGGGGCAUCCUCGCUCAGUAUGAUGAGGAGAUUGAUGGAAAAAAGACCAAAAAAUUUACGUUGGAUUCUGAUGGCGCCAUUGCCGAGCUGUCAGAUAUACUGGGGCAGCCGGCACCAAAGGCCAACAAGUUGCAAAGUGUCAGCCUGGACGAUGUUCUUGGCGACGCCCCCUUAUCCUCUGACUACUUGGCACCAUCAGAAAUCAAGGUCAAGAAACCCAAGAAGAAAAAGUCCAAGGGCUCACGGCAACGACAACGUGAUGAGGACGACUCCUUCCCUUUGGAACCGGUGGAAGCUGAAGAGAACUCUAUGGACAUCGACAACAAGGAUGCCACGAGUGGUACCAAACGCAAAGCGACGACAGACACGUUUGUUGACGAUGAUGAUCUUCAAGCCUCUUUAGCCCUGCAGCGGAAGUCUGCGCUGAAGAAACGCAAGAAGAUGCGGCCAGAGGAUCUCGCCAAACAGUUAAAGGAGCAAACAGACGAGCCAUUGGACGAGAGUCAGAAUGGCGGAUUGGUAAUCGGGCAGACCUCCGAGUUUGUCGCGGGACUCACCAAGCGUGAUGAGGAGGAAGAAAAGAAGCCCGGGCGACAGAGGAAGGACGAGGCUCCAGAGAGCAGGGCUGAUUGGCUAAGCCAUGGUGAUGAUGAAGACCACCCAAUGGAGGAAGCGGACAACGUCGACAGCCGUGACGGAACGGCAACGGAAAGGAGAUCGGAAGCUCCCGACGACAACCCUAUUGAAGAGGAGAAAGCAGUCGGAAGUGGCAUGGGAGCGGCUCUGUCGCUGCUGCGGGAGCGAGGCUUAGUUCAAGAGGUAGGGGCAGACGGCACGCACGAGAGCCUUCUCCGACGCCAGGAGUUCUUGAGGAAAAAGCAAGAGCUGGAAGAGGAGCUGGAUGAAAAGGCGCGGCAGCAGAGAGAGCGGGACCGAUCAAGUGGCAAGUUGGACCGCAUGUCGCGCGCUGACCGGGAGGAGUAUGCCCGCCAGCAGAAUGCCUGGCGUGAUCACCAGCACUCGCGGCGCGUCGCGGAGCUCAUCACGGCGACGUACAAGCCCAACGUGCAGCUCAAGUACACGGACGAGCACGGCCGCAGCCUGGACCAGAAGGAAGCGUUCAAGCACCUGAGCCACCAGUUCCACGGCAAGGGCAGCGGCAAGGGCAAGACGGAGAAGAAGCUCAAGCAGAUUGACGACGAGAAGCGGCGCGAGGCUCAGAGCCUGUUUGACGCGAACCAGGGCAGCGCCAUGAACGCCGCGACGGCACAGCAGCUGAAGAAGCGGAGGGAGGCGGGUGUCCGACUUGGGUAAGACGAUGAAGAAGACUCCGGGUCGCGGUGCCCCAAGGUGCGCUGCCUCGACCGGACCAACCCAGAACGGACAUGAUUAGCAGCCAACACAAGCUUCCUCCCCGCCCGCUCUUGCGGGUUCGGAACGAACAAGAGAGACAAAAACUACCGAAAGACGCGCGACUGCGUAAGCCAUGAAUGAACACCCAUGUACGGUGAGGGUUCUGUGUGUUUGCGUCCAAGCCAUGAUACCCUCACACACACACACAAGUACGCAUGCACGUCGGUAUCGCGCAUGUCCUCGUACACUUGUUGAGACCGCGGCGGCAUAAAGUUAUGCCGCCGGGCUCGUUUCCCGUAGUCUGCCUGAUCUUUGUGUGUUGAAGCGUGUGGAGUGAGUCUGCUGGGCCACUGUCGUGGCCAUUUUCAGGCCAUCUCGUGACAGGUCAUUCAUUGCUUUCACUGGUGAGACCUCCACCACCGAGGCGUCCCAAGUAUCUUCUCAUCCUACGAUGAGCACCAAGCCAAGUCUUGCGAAGAGUUGGUUGUACAUCUUUACUUUGUAGUCUAUAAAAAGAUAACCGCGCGCGCGCGCGCGCAUUUUGUUUCAUUCGCU